Gopherus evgoodei (Goodes thornscrub tortoise) is the source of this 3887-nucleotide messenger RNA. It is a transcript of the gene KCNJ3, whose product is annotated as potassium inwardly rectifying channel subfamily J member 3. The record is from RefSeq and is a predicted model, not a curated record. Gene Ontology annotation, biological process: potassium ion import across plasma membrane; regulation of monoatomic ion transmembrane transport. The transcript has 3 exons. Gene Ontology annotation, molecular function: G-protein activated inward rectifier potassium channel activity. Gene Ontology annotation, cellular component: plasma membrane. Bases 1090 to 2580 code for a protein of 496 amino acids. NCBI's taxonomy places the organism in Eukaryota, Metazoa, Chordata, Testudines, Testudinidae.
GCCGCGAAUCGCGCCGCCCGCUAGCAUGAGGAGGAAAAAACCCGUGGAACAUAAUUCCCGUUCCAGCUGAAAACCUGAACGGGAGCAACCGACAGGCUGUAACCCCCGCCCCACGGUGUGCAGAGGAAGGGGAGAAGCCGCCAGCCCAACAGGGUCCUUCUUGCUGAGCUACCCGAGCCGGGCUCCGGGGGUCCCCCCUUGCUACCAGCCGCCGCCAGGGAUAAUGGGGGACCCGUAUCUCAAGCCGUCCUGUAAGCAACAGAACCGGGGCUGAGGGGAGAGAGGAGCAGGUCCUGAGCCGCACUAGGAAGCUGCCUCCUCCUGGGGAUUGGGGUGCCUGGUGCUCGCCGAUCGCCUCUCCGCCCAUGUGCUUGACUUGUGCCCAACUGAACAGCCGAUAGUGAGACCCAGCUGGAAAGAGACUCACUUGCUGGGUGGGGGGAUUAGGAAGGGCAGGGUGUCAGGAGGCUGCCCCUGCCGUUCCCCGCCUUACCAGGGGUGCACUGAGCCUGGGAAGAGAUGCCUUUGUGCCCGGUCCUCGCCAAAGGAUAGCACCGUGGAGGAGCAGGAAGACAGGGAGAAGAGGGGCAAGCACCUGUCCUUCUCAUUGCAGGCUUUGCAGCUAGUUUGCUCGGAAUACAUCGGUUUUCCCCCUCUGACAUACAGGUGCAGCAGAGGGAAGUGGAAUAAGGGAGAUACAGAGCGAGCUGCACAAAGGUAAAACGGGACUGCAUGUCUUUGUGUGGCUCCUGGUUUUAAGGGGGGCGGGGAGGGAAGGGAAGUUCUGCCUAUUAAAUAGGGAGCGAUUGGAAACUAAGGGGUUGCAAAAAGAAAAAGAGGAAGCAUCUGAAAAAAGGGGAGUGAGGGGAGAAGUAGGAAGGGAAAGAAACCAGGAGGUAAGAAGAGAAUCAGAAAGAGAAAGGGAGACAGAAAAGUGCAGAAGGGCAGAGAAACAGGGAAGGAAAGAGGCAGGGAGAGAGAAGAGUAGAAAAGUAGAGAGUGAAGGGGAGAGGCAGACCCUCGCCCCCUUGUGCUGUGCAAGCCUAGUGGUGCCUCCUUUCUGGUGACUCUGGCUAGCUCCUCCAUAUUAUGUCUGCACUCCGAAGGAAAUUUGGGGACGAUUACCAGGUAGUGACCACCUCUUCCAGUGGCUCAGGCUUCCACCAGCAGCAAGCAGCAGCAGCUGCUCCUAGAAGAAAGAGGCAGCGAUUUGUGGACAAGAAUGGUCGUUGCAAUGUGCAGCAUGGCAACUUGGGCAGCGAGACAAGCCGCUACCUAUCGGACCUGUUCACCACCCUGGUGGACCUCAAGUGGCGCUGGAACCUCUUUAUCUUCAUUCUCACUUACACUGUGGCCUGGCUCUUCAUGGCCUCCAUGUGGUGGCUCAUUGCCUACAUGCGGGGUGAUCUGAACAGAGCCCAUGAUGAUAACUACACUCCCUGUGUGGCCAAUGUCUACAAUUUCCCUUCUGCCUUCCUGUUCUUUAUUGAAACUGAGGCCACCAUUGGCUAUGGCUACCGCUAUAUCACUGACAAAUGCCCCGAGGGUAUCAUCCUCUUCCUCUUCCAAUCCAUCCUGGGCUCUAUUGUGGAUGCCUUCCUCAUUGGCUGCAUGUUUAUCAAGAUGUCCCAGCCUAAGAAGCGGGCAGAGACACUGAUGUUCAGUGAGCAUGCUGUCAUCUCCAUGCGGGACGGCAAACUUACCCUUAUGUUCAGGGUAGGCAACCUUCGCAACAGCCACAUGGUCUCUGCGCAGAUCCGCUGCAAGCUACUUAAAUCUCGGCAGACACCUGAGGGCGAGUUCCUCCCUCUCGAUCAACUUGAACUGGAUGUAGGUUUUAGCACAGGGGCAGAUCAACUUUUUCUUGUUUCCCCACUUACAAUCUGCCAUGUGAUUGAUGCCAAAAGCCCCUUCUAUGACCUCUCUCAGCGAAGCAUGCAAACUGAACAGUUUGAGAUUGUCGUCAUCCUAGAGGGCAUUGUGGAAACAACUGGGAUGACAUGUCAAGCCCGAACGUCAUAUACCGAAGAUGAAGUUCUCUGGGGUCACCGUUUUUUCCCUGUGAUUUCCUUAGAGGAAGGAUUUUUUAAAGUAGACUAUUCCCAGUUCCAUGCAACAUUUGAAGUCCCUACUACACCCUACAGUGUGAAAGAACAGGAAGAAAUGCUUCUUAUAUCUUCCCCUUUAAUAGGACCAGCUGUAAGUAACAGUAAAGAAAGGAAUAAUUCUGUAGAAUGUCUAGAUGGUCUAGAUGACAUUAGUACAAAGAUACCCUCAAAACUGCAGAAAAUGACUGGAAGGGAAGACUUUCCCAAAAAACUACUAAGGAUGAGUUCUACAACCUCUGAAAAGGCCUACAGCAUCGGGGAUUUACCUAUGAAACUUCAGCGAAUAAGCUCAGUUCCUGGCAACUCAGAAGAGAAACUGGUAUCUAAAACUACAAAGAUGAUGUCAGAUCCUAUGAGUCAGUCUGUGGCUGAUUUGCCACCAAAGCUUCAAAAAUUGUCAGGAGGAGGAGCUAGAAUGGAGGGAAAACUUCCACCCAAAUUGAGGAAGAUGAAUUCUGAUCGCUUUACAUAACAAGAAUAGACAUUUAGAUAUUAUUUAAAGUUUGAAUUAUUAGUCAAUCCAAUUUGGGCAGGAAAGCAAACUCUCUGAAGAGGGUAUAAUAGCUAAAAGGUGAAAGUUUCCUAAGCACUACAUGCAAACUGGGACAGCAGUGUUCUUCCCAGAUAAUGAUGUACUGUAAGUAUAAUGUUAUAAGGAAAGACCUGAAGUCCUGACUGAGGUCAUAGGAGAGCAAAUAUUAAUUGGCAUGUAGUAUCACAACAAGCAUGCAAUAAUAGUGUGCAAUUUUUGCAUAUAGUUUUCUGGCAUGAUUCUUACUAUAUUUAUAUUGUAUAUUCUGAAAAUAUGUAAAGGGGCGGGUGUAAUUCUCCCCUCUAUUUCUUAAGGGUAAGUAGUAGGUAAAACAUGAGUAGGAAAGUUUCAGGGCAAGUUAUAAUUUAAUUUAAAGUGUAUUUAUUUUUUCUGAUGUAAAUUGUGAUGUUUUGUUCAAACGAAGUAGUUAUGGUGCAUGUUUUCUUUCUUAAAAUAAGGCUAUAAGCAUUAGUCAAUUCCAAACACCAAAUUUCUUAGCCUUAAAUUAUUUGCUUUAAUAAUGUCUUUGUUUUUUUCCCUGCCAUUACAAUGCUGGGAGAAUUUAAAGUGUACUUCAUAAGAGGUAUUAGCAAAAAAUUGUACUAUUUAGGGCUGGGCAAAAUAUCUCAAAGUUUGUGUUUUAAGUACAAAAUGUAAAAUAAAAUCAUGAGAUCAUUUUCAUGACUAAUAAUAUUAGUGUAACAAAACAUUCAAAAUGGGCACAUCUGCUUGAUUUUCUUAUGUAAGUGGUAUCAGUCUGAUAGGAAAAUGUAAAAUCGACUACUUAGACUUUGAGUGAAAUUUUGUCCCAAUUACAUUAAAGGCAAAAUACCGAUUAGCUUCAAUGGGGCUGGGUUUUCACUCUCCACAUUUGGGACCCAGUCAUGCAAACUGUUACUUGUGCAUCAGUGGGACUACUUGUCUGAUUAGAGACUACUCACUUGAGUAAGAGUGUGCAGGAUCUUUUGCUUUAGUUUUCCAACCAAAUUGGAAUCUCACAAUCAGAAUUAUUUUUUCUGAAUUUUCAAAAAUUGCUAAAUCACUUACUGAAACGGCAAAAAAUGUUAAUGCGCUCUUAUUGUCGACAAAGUCCAUCUAGGCAACUUUCUCCUCUCUUUUAGGGGAAUUUUUCUCUCUUGCUUUUUGAAGUGCAAGAGGUCAAUUCUUCAUAAAUGUAUUUUUGAACUUGUUUUAUUUUUCAUUUCACUUCGUUCUAAAUUCUCUUGGCAGAGAUGAGCCAGCCUGGG